Molecule: messenger RNA, 1281 nt
Organism: Propithecus coquereli (Coquerel's sifaka)
Lineage: Eukaryota; Metazoa; Chordata; Mammalia; Primates; Indriidae
Gene: PPM1N
Product: protein phosphatase, Mg2+/Mn2+ dependent, 1N (putative)
Exons: 5
Coding region: 1-1281 (426 amino acids)
Biological process (GO): protein dephosphorylation
Molecular function (GO): protein serine/threonine phosphatase activity; magnesium ion binding; manganese ion binding
Source: RefSeq, a predicted model, not a curated record
AUGGCGGCCCUUGUUCGCCUGCUGGAGCGUCUCCUCUGGCCUGCUCGCAAGGAAAAGGAGGAGGUGGAGGAGGAGGAGGAGGGGGAGGCGGGGCGCAGGGCCCUCGACGGGCCUCAGUCUCUCCUGGCCGCGCCACGGUGCACCCAGCAGCCACACGGGGGUGCCGCGGCGUCGUGGGGGCUGCGCUUCGGGGCCAGCGCAGCGCAGGGCUGGCGCGCGCGCAUGGAGGACGCGCACUGCGCUUGGCUCGCGUUACCUGGGCUGCCCCCUGGCUGGGCUUUCUUCGCUGUCCUCGACGGCCACGGAGGGGCGCGAGCUGCUCGCUUUGGCGCGCGCCACUUGCCAGGCCACGUGCUCGAGGCGCUGGGCCCGGCGCCUGGCGAGCCCGAGGGCGUGCGCUGGGCGCUGCGCCGAGCCUUCUUGAACGCAGACGAGCGCCUGCGCUCGCUCUGGCCCCGCGGCGAACCGGGUGGCUCCACGGCGGUGGCAUUGCUUGUCUCCCCGAGCUUUCUAUACCUGGCGCACUGCGGUGACUCUCGCGCCGUGCUGAGCCGUGCCGGCGCUGUGGCCUUCAGCACCGAGGACCACCGGCCUCUCCGGCCCCGGGAACGGGAGCGCAUCCACGACGCGGGCGGCACCAUCUGCCGCCGGCGCAUCGAGGGCUCUCUGGCUGUGUCGCGAGCACUGGGGGACUUUGCCUACAAGGAAGCUCCGGGGAGGCCCCCGGAGCUGCAGCUCGUUUCCGCUGAGCCCGAGGUGGCCGCACUGGCACGGCAGGCUGAGGAUGAGUUCAUGGUCCUGGCCUCUGACGGCGUGUGGGACGCUAUGUCUGGUGCUGCCCUGGCGCGGCUGGUGGCUUCCCGCCUCCGCUUGGGCCUGGCCCCAGAGCUUCUCUGCGCGCAGCUGUUGGACACGUGUCUGUGCAAGGGCAGCCUGGACAACAUGACCUGCAUCCUGGUCUGCUUCCCUGGGGCUCCCAGGCCUUGUGAGGAGGCGAUCAGGAGGGAGCUGGCACUGGACACAGCUCUGGGCCGCAGAGUCGCUGAGCUGUGUGCCUCUGCUCAGGAGCCCCCCAGCCUAAACACAGUUUUUACGACUCUGGCCUCAGAGGACAUCCCAGAUUUACCUCCUGGGGGAGGGCUGUACUGCAAGGCCAAUGUCAUCGCUGAAGCUUAUUCUCAGCUCUGCCAGGCCUCGGAAGAGUGCUGGGAGAAAGCGCGAGAUGGGGCGGGGAAGCUCACCCGCACGCAUUCGGGCUCUGUCUUGGACUUGGAGGCCUGA